CUGGCUUUUGGAAUAGCUCAGAUAAGUGAGCUCCAAAAGGAAGUGAAGUCAUUGAGAGCGCAGAUAAUCACGCUGGCUCCUCUGGCAGACACAAUGCCAAACUUCGCCUUGAAAUCACAAGGUGCUGAAGUCUGGCAGAGUUUAUCUUCAAAUACAUAUUGGCCCCGAGAACACAUCAUAGGAAUGAUGUGGGAUAAACUAUUAUACUGGUGGUAUUCUACUAAAGUGCAGCAGCGUGUUAUCCAGGGACACUCAAGAUUGCUGCCAGGACAAUGCUGGCCAUUUGCAGGUGAAAGCGGGCAUUUAUUUGUCUCUCUGUCUCACCCAAUCUCCGUCACUCACGUGACACUUGGCCACAUUGUGAAAAGCCAGUCUCCUCACGGCAACAUAGAAAGCGCACCAAGGGAAUUCUCUGUUUAUGGAAUGACGACCACGGGUGAGGCAGGUACCCAUUUAGGAAGAUUAGUUUAUGAUCGAGAUGGUGCAGCAUUUCAGACCUUUCACCUACCUAAUCCAGAAAGAGGGAUUUUUAGAUAUGUGAGGCUGGAGAUACAAAAUAACUGGGGAAACAUAGACUAUACCUGCAUUUACAGCUUCAGGGUCCAUGGUAAACUCCCCACCUAUUAGCACUGUUACUUCACUUGGAGAGAAGUCAUAUUUAAUUUUUAAUUUUCAUUAGUAUUUCUAUUUAAGUAG
This is a messenger RNA of Larimichthys crocea (large yellow croaker), 696 nucleotides long. RefSeq names its product SUN domain-containing protein 2-like. The coding region runs from base 94 to 627 and encodes 177 amino acids. NCBI's taxonomy places the organism in Eukaryota, Metazoa, Chordata, Actinopteri, Sciaenidae. Gene Ontology annotation, cellular component: meiotic nuclear membrane microtubule tethering complex; nuclear envelope. Gene Ontology annotation, molecular function: protein-membrane adaptor activity. The transcript is spliced from 6 exons. The record is from RefSeq and is a predicted model, not a curated record.